GACGCUCGCCUCCAUACAUUCGGUCGCGUUCCUUUUCGUCGCUCCGCCGCGCCUCCAGGUGUCCGCGGCGGCGUCACCUGCCGCGCGUCGCGCGCCGCGCGCGCGUCGGCCCCCGGCUGACACUUCUUGCAGCGUGCGGGCUAUAAAGAGAGGGAGUGGCGCUCCGGCUCGCACUGACGGGAGAGACUCCGCGCGCGGACUGCGGCUCGGCGGCGCCCGCGAUAACAUGAUUAGCGCUCCAUUACGUCCGCCGCCGAGGACAACUGGACGCGGAGCGCGAGAGAGGAGACGCGGGGCUGACGCGUUCCCGCUGCCGUCGCCGCAUGGACGCUUCCCUCCUUCUGACCUGUCCGAGGAAGUUGAGCGUGCGCGCGUCUCUGCCACCGCUUCUUUGUUCCGAUGAACUGAGCCUCGUGAUCAGAGCCCAUCGACGGCGAUGCAGAGCUCCGUGAUAAAGACUCGGGGACCUCUGGGGGGGUGAUUCCAUCACGUCCCCCCCCUCAGCCAGCGUCCGGCUCUGCCCUUCCUGCUGGAGGACACCUGCCGACCUCCGGUGAUGGAGUUCAACAACGCCUCCAACCUGACGGCUCAGCGGAGCCCGUACGGCCUCCACGUCUCGGUGCCGCUCACCAUCCUGGUGGCGUUCAUGAUCCUGCUCAUCGUGUUCGGCAACGUGCUGGUGGUCAUAGCCGUGUUCACGAGCCGGGCCCUCAGGGCUCCCCAGAACUUGUUCCUGGUGUCGCUGGCGUCGGCGGACAUCUUGGUGGCCACGCUGGUGAUGCCCUUCUCCUUAGCCAACGAGCUCAUGGGAUACUGGUACUUCGGCAAAGUGUGGUGCGAGAUAUACCUGGCGCUCGACGUUCUGUUCUGCACGGCCUCCAUCACGCACCUCUGCGCCAUCAGCCUGGACCGCUACUGGUCCAUCACGCAGGCCAUCGAGUACAACCUGAAGAGGACGCCGCGCCGCAUCAAGUGCAUCAUCUUCAUCGUGUGGGUCAUCGCCGCGGUCAUCUCGUUCCCGCCGUUAAUCACCAUGGAGAAGGAAACCAGCGAGAAGAGCCCGGCGUGCAAGAUCAACAACGUCACGUGGUACGUCAUCUCCUCCUGCAUCGGCUCCUUCUUCCUGCCGUGCGUCAUCAUGGUCCUGGUCUACGUGCGGAUCUACCAGAUCGCCAAGAAGAGGACGCGGGCGCCGCCGGGGGACAGGAGGGGGAGGGCGGCGGCCGGGAAGCCCGGCGCCCUGGCGAGGGCCAACGGCGUGGGCGCCGCGGCGGAGAAGCUGAACGGGGAGCAGGACGUCCGGCUGCAGGAGAGGGCGGAGGAGGCGAAGGCGGAGGCCAACGGCGUGGACAUGGAGGAGUCCUCGUCCUCCGACCACAAGGUCAACAACCCCUGCUCCGUCAAGAGGAACGCGGCCGCGGGGAGGAGCGGGCCGAGCCAGAUCAGGCCCGGGGACGCCGAGGCCCGCCGGCGGCCCGGCGCCAAGGGGAGCCGCUGGAGGGGCCGGCAGAACCGCGAGAAGCGCUUCACCUUCGUGCUGGCGGUGGUCAUCGGCGUCUUCGUGGUCUGCUGGUUCCCCUUCUUCUUCACCUACAUGCUGAUGACGCUCUGCGCCGCGUGCUGGGUGCCGGACACGCUCUUCAAGUUCUUCUUCUGGUUCGGCUACUGCAACAGCGCGCUGAACCCCAUCAUUUACACCAUCUUCAACAACGACUUCAGGAGGUCCUUCAAAAGGAUUCUGUGCAGGAGGGACACCCGGCGGCUCGUGUGACUGUGUCGUUGUGUACGUACUUUGUGUGUACGUGGUGAGGCCCGGUUUUCAGGGGUCACGGGUCACUUCUGCGGGGGUCCGGCCACGAUCGCCCACCGCAGCUGCUCGGAGAGAGAGAGGCCGAGCAGAACACCACCGUGGAGCUAUCACUGGAGUCUCAUCGUGAAAGUCACUUUUACUUUUGAAAAAGAAACUAGUGAAGUCCAUAAUAUGUGUUGUACUUUACGACAGUAUGUUGUACAAACGUACCAGUAGAUAUUUGUCUAUAUUUUCGUUGUUAUGGAUACGACGACGGCGUAAGAAAUGUGGCAUCUCUCUAAAGAAUAAAACAGCAUCACCUGUUCCACAGCAAAACAC
Betta splendens (Siamese fighting fish) is the source of this 2128-nucleotide messenger RNA. It is a transcript of the gene adra2a, whose product is annotated as adrenoceptor alpha 2A. Gene Ontology annotation, cellular component: membrane. Lineage: Eukaryota; Metazoa; Chordata; Actinopteri; Anabantiformes; Osphronemidae. The coding region runs from base 557 to 1771 and encodes 404 amino acids. The record is from RefSeq and is a predicted model, not a curated record. Gene Ontology annotation, molecular function: adrenergic receptor activity. The transcript has 2 exons. Gene Ontology annotation, biological process: adenylate cyclase-activating adrenergic receptor signaling pathway.